Molecule: messenger RNA, 1328 nt
Organism: Aspergillus versicolor CBS 583.65
Lineage: Eukaryota; Fungi; Ascomycota; Eurotiomycetes; Eurotiales; Aspergillaceae
Exons: 1
Coding region: 195-1151 (318 amino acids)
Source: RefSeq, a predicted model, not a curated record
GUGUACAAUUCUGCAUUGAUGUAAAAAGUAAAAAGCCCCUAUGAGGCUCGUGGGGCUGCGUACACAGUGAAUUCCUUUCUCCACUCUCCAACUCUCACUCUACAACCAACUACGUACAAACUAAAGCGCCAGCCAUCGUCCCAUCGCGCCAUCUUCUAACCGUCUCAUCUCACUCGCAGAGUGGGAAAAUAAAUAUGCGCCCCCUCCUCCUAACAUUCGACGCGUUCAACACACUCUUCCAUCCCCGCCAACCCGUCCCAGUCCAAUACGCCGCCGCCGCCUCAUCAUUCAACGUCAACGUCUCUCCCUCCGCCCUCCAGUCCGCGUUCCGCGUGGCCUUCAAAACACAAUCUACAUCGCAUCCAAACUACGGCCGUGAUCUCGCUCUCCGUGGUGAAUAUGCUGGCCCACCACAAUGGUGGGGAGACGUGAUCCGUGGAAGCUUCGCACGCGCCCUUUCCGAGUCAGACGCUAACAAACCCCCAGCUCGGGAAACGGAGGGAAAUAAAUAUGAGGUUCCCGACGCACUUAUUCAGGAUCUACUCGAUCGGUUUGCAAGUGCAAGGGCUUAUAAAUUGUACGAUGAUGUGGGACCCUUCUUUCGGAAAGUAAGAGCGCAAUUAGAGGCAAGUCAAAGGGGGAGAAAGGUAGUUGUCGGCGUUGUUUCAAACUCGGAUGACCGCAUAUCGUCUGUCCUGGAAUCGUUGGGUGUUUCAGUGCGUGAUGCGAGGGCGGGCGAGGAGAAGACGAAACAGGGUCAUGAUUUACCGGGGUUUGAGGGCGAGAGGGAGAAGGCUACGCAGGCGAAAAGCGGUUCUAGUACCUUACAAGCCCAGGAAAGGAAGGAUCUCGACUUCAUCCUUACCAGCUACCAGGUGGGUGCGGAGAAGCCAGAUCCCUUGGUUUGGGAUGUGGCGCUGCGCACGGCGCGGCAGUUGCAUGCUGAAUCUGAGACUGGUGGUGAUGCAGGGGACUGGGAGCGUAUUCACGUAGGUGACGAUUACGGCAAGGACUAUUGUGGUGCAAUGGAUGCUGGGUGGAAGGCGUAUUAUCUUCCUCGUGAAGAUGCUGAAGCAGGUAUUCCUGUGCCUGAGGGUACGAAGACGAUCAAUUCGUUGUUAGAUCUUCUACCAGAGUUGGAGGGCAAGUGAACUUAGGUAAUGAGUCCAUAGAUGUAGAUACAAGUGUAAAUAUACCAUCAACAAUUCGAAGACAACCCAAGGUAUGUGUGUACGCCUAUCCUAACGCCAGCUUAAACAAAACGCUCAAUUCGUCAAUUCUUCAAUCCCACUGCCCCGUUCCGCCCAGAGCUCCCAGUCCGUUGCCCG